AUCGUUACUACAUUUAUUGUACCAAGCUUUUGCACCGUUGACAGAGUGGAUAGAAGUAUUCGUAGUUGAAAAAGCAUUUCUUAUCGGCUGACCCGAGCUGCCCCAUCUUAGCGCCAGGUCGCAACGAAAAUUACAAAUAUUGAAGAUCCCCUUCAACAAUAACUUUACAACAUCGGAGUACGUAUAUAAGCAUAUUGGUUCGUUUAUCGCAAAUGAGAUAAAUGUUUGAUGAUCUUUGCUCUAUAACUUGGGAAAGCUGGUUCAAGAAUUUGCAAGAUUCAGUCCGAGUGUAGAAAUUGCGAAGAGAAGCCAUAGGUCUUCUAUUCGUUAUUUUGUGAGACUUAAUAAAAGCUUGUUCGAAUAUAUUGUCAAAAGUAGAUUUUCUUAAUUGGCAUCUUAAAAAACCGUGCAAGGAUGUACAGCUGUGCUCGUGUGGAAAUGAAGUGAUGCUGUACCAACUGUAUCGAGUUUUAAAGAGCACUGGCCGAUGUUUCAUGGAUUCCGAGUUUACGAUUGUAGCCCCUGAAGCUAGCGCAUAUACGACCUGCACCACGUACCUGAAUCAAGCCCCGAGGAAGAGGAAUCCUAGUGUGAGACAACAUUCGUGUCUUAGGAAGGAAAGUUUAACGAAGAAAAUUACCGGUCAAGCAUGGCCCUCGAUUUUGCCGCUGGUUGUGUGGGAGGAUGCGCGGGUAUUAUGGUGGGAUAUCCUUUGGAUACGAUCAAGGUCCACAUCCAGACGCAAGAUUAUCGAAAUCCAAAGUACAGAGGGACCUGGCACUGCUUUCGAACGAUCCUUGCAAAGGAAUCGAUAGCAGGUUUCUAUCGAGGGAUGUCAUCUCCCAUGGCAGGUGUCGCUGUGAUAAACGCCAUUGUUUUUGGUAUAUAUGGACACACUCAUCGAAAUAGUUCAAAUCCGGAGGCACUGUACUCACACUUCCUGGCUGGGGCUUCGGCUGGAAUUGCACAGACGCCUAUCUGUAGUCCCAUGGAAUUGGCGAAGACGCGGUUGCAGCUGCAAUCGUCAACUGGAACUCAAUUUGUUGGUCCACUGCAUGUCCUGAAACAUAUUUACAGAACUGAAGGUUUCCGUGGGAUAUUUAAUGGACUGGGAAUUACUUUGCUCAGAGAAGCACCCAGUUAUGGUAUUUAUUUCUUCACUUACGAGGCUCUCACGAGGAAUGAAUUGUCCGCGCCCACUUCGACGCUUACAAUGCUUAUGGCGGGCGGAUUGGCAGGAACUGCAUCGUGGGUCGUGUCUUACCCUCUUGAUGUGAUCAAGUCCAGACUUCAGGCUGCGCCUAGUAGUCGAUACGCAAAUGCGUUAGACUGCUAUCGGCAAUCCAUCCAAGCAGAAGGCUAUGCAUGCUUGUUUAGAGGAUUGAAUUCAACUAUAAUUCGAGCAUUUCCUACCAACGCUGCUACAUUUGCGGCAGUUACUUGGACGUUUCGAUUAUUUGGACAAAAUCAGGUUGAGGUCGAUGCACCUCAGCCAGAGGCUAAGGAGAUCAUUGUUAAUCAGAAUAGAGGGGCGAGUAAGGAUGAGAGGUUUCUUAAAAAGUGGAAUUCCUUGCUGGAUAAUAUUUGGAGCAAUGGUCAAUAUGCAAAAACUUGCUCCACGUUGUCAAUGGGCGUCUUUGAUAAUUCGAUUGUAGGUACAUCAGCAUUGAAUUACAGGAAGGAACGAAGCGAUAACGAGAUCAAAGACGAUAAAGACCAACUGAGUUUAACGAGGGUUAAAGUGAUCAACGAAGACGAUGAGAAUGAGCAAGCGAAUUCUGAAGAGGAUGUAGACUUCGAAUCGGAGCCGGAAGUCUUGGCGAUCCAGGAUAUCGAAGAGUCGAGAAACCUUGAUAAAAAUCGAUGAAGGGAUUCAGUAAUACGAUCUAGGAGUGAUUUCCAGAUGGGUAUAGAAUCGCGCUUUCGUGACCCAUGAAAACGUGUAAGGAGGUUUUUGGUGGUGACGAGAACAUCAGUAGCGCUUAAUGUGAGGAUUGUGAGUCUGUCGUAUGAACAACAGUGCGAAUGCUACAGUCACAGGUACCGAAAAUCAUCGCAAACGAAGUGCAAAGUAAAGCAACGAGAGAAGUUUGAUUAACAAAGAAAGAUAUUCUAAUAAGAUUUCAGUGCCUGAAUCGAUACUCAGUUUUGCUUUACGUCGAGUGAUAUUAUUAGUGCGCUAGGUAUACUUGCCAAUUCAGCAAGUCUUAUUGAUUUUGUACAAUAAAAUAUAUAAAUAUAUACUCUUUUGUAAUUUA
Cephus cinctus (wheat stem sawfly) is the source of this 2258-nucleotide messenger RNA. Its product is annotated as mitochondrial basic amino acids transporter. Gene Ontology annotation, biological process: mitochondrial L-ornithine transmembrane transport. The transcript is spliced from 4 exons. The record is from RefSeq and is a predicted model, not a curated record. Gene Ontology annotation, cellular component: mitochondrion. Gene Ontology annotation, molecular function: high-affinity L-arginine transmembrane transporter activity. The coding region runs from base 650 to 1867 and encodes 405 amino acids. NCBI's taxonomy places the organism in Eukaryota, Metazoa, Arthropoda, Insecta, Hymenoptera, Cephidae.